Messenger RNA from Amblyraja radiata (thorny skate), 594 nucleotides. Its product is annotated as protein NLRC3-like. Bases 4 to 594 code for a protein of 196 amino acids. The transcript has 3 exons. Lineage: Eukaryota; Metazoa; Chordata; Chondrichthyes; Rajiformes; Rajidae. Gene Ontology annotation, cellular component: cytoplasm. The record is from RefSeq and is a predicted model, not a curated record.
GGCAUGGCAGACGGGCGAUUUGAAGUAUUUCUCCGUUUUGUCGCUGGUCUCUCCUCCCCACGGACAGCUUGGAUCCUGGAGGAGUUUCUGGGUAAAUUUCCUCAUCAAACAACCGGCCGAGUGAAUGACUGGGUGAAGGAGGAGGUAAAACGCCGGGCUAGAAACACAGAGAGUGACGCUGGUAAACGGAGGCUCCUGAACACGCUGCACUACCUGUUUGAGUCUCAGAAUCCUGCACUGGCUCAGGAGACACUGGGAUCUGUGGAAACACUUUCAUUCAGUGGACUGGUACUGACCCCGAUUGACUGUACGGUCCUGUCUCAUGCCAUCAGGCCCUGUGAUACAAUCAACCACCUCGAUCUGGAUAGCUGCCGCAUUCAGUGUGAAGGUCUCCAGCGGCUGGGACCGGCUCUGCACAAGUGUCAGCAAUUGAGACUGGGACUCAACGACCUGGGAGAUUCCGGAGUGAAACUGGUGUCUGAAGAGAUGCAUUUGAGCUUAAAAGCACCUUGCCAAGCCAGGGAAAAGGCCAUAAAAUGGAUUUUGCUGCCUGCCUGGCUGAGAAUGCAUUUUAAGCCCCACAAGGGCCUGUAA